GUCUGGGCCGGCUUUGUGCCGCCGGCCUAAGGUCGACGUAGGGGAGGGAGGGAGGGAAGCCUCGUCCCGGGCUGCCCCGCCUCGGCUCAGCUCUCCACGCCCUGUCGGGCCCCCGUUCUGAAGCCAGUAGGGGCCUCGGUUCCGGGCCGGGGUAGGCGACCCGGGAGAGGCGGGGACGCAGAUUUGGAUAGUACUGUGGCCUAAUAAUUAGGACAGUUGGUGGGAGCAAUGGAAGGCAGCAAGGCAGAAGAGGUGCUGGAUAUUCUCAGACUAAAUGUGGGAGGCUGUAUUUAUACAGCCAGGCGGGAGUCCUUGUGCCGCUUUAAGGAGUCGAUGCUUGCAUCUAUGUUCAGUGGACGAUUUCCUCUAAAGGUGGAUGAAUCUGGGGCUUGUCUUAUUGAUCGUGAUGGAAAUCUGUUUAAAUAUCUUUUGGAUUAUCUUCAUGGGGAAGUUCGGAUUCCUAAAGAUGAGCAAACUCGAAUUGCGCUGCAGGAGGAGGCUGAUUACUUUGGCAUCCCUUAUCCUUACAGUUUAUCUGACCACUUGGCCAAUGAAAUGGAGACAUAUGCUUUAAGGUCAAAUAUAGAACUUAAAAAGGCUUUGACAGACUUUUGUGAUUCUUAUGGGUUAGCCUGUAACAAACCUACUGUUUGGGUUCUACACUAUCUCAGCACAUCUGGUGCAAGCUGUGAGAGUAGAAUUAUUGGUGUGUAUGCCACAAAAGCAGAUGGAACUGAUGCAAUUGAUAAACAGCUAGGAGGAAGAAUUCGUAGCAUUUACAAAAGAGAGGCUGGAAAUAAUGUUCAGUACAUUUGGAGCUAUUAUUCAGUAGCUGAAUUGAAGAAGAUGAUGGAUGCAUUUGAUACUUGGGAAGGUGAAGGUGUUAGCUACUGGCGUGUUCCACAGGAAUUGAUAGAAUGCUGGACUCUUGAAGAGCGACCUUUACAGGGAAAUUUUCAUCACAUGGCUCCAAUUAGAAAAAGGCGCUUGAUAGCCUUGAAUGAGGAAGAAGAGGAUGGUGUGAAUUGUAAAGCAGGACCUAAACCCAUUAGAUUUUUGGGUCCUUCAACAAGCACACAUAUCAAAGUCAAGAAUUCUGCUUCAGUAAAGGUGAUUACAUCUAAUACUUCAAAAACCUCUUCCCAGAUGACAAUUAAGCGGCCCAGUAGUGGCAGUCAAAAUUUAGUUGGAUGCCAUGCAGUGUCAAAAACCAUACCUGACCCUGGCAUUUCUUCAGUGGCUGUGAAUUCACAAACACCCCGUGAAACUGGAAGUGCAGAAAAUGGUGAAACACAUACGUCUCCAGUGAAGACUUCCCUGUCAGAAAAGAAGCCUACCGCCACUCGAGUGAUCAAACUGAAGCGGACUCCUCUGUGUACCGUAACACCUCACUUGUCCUCCCAAGGAAUGAAUAAAACAAACCACCCCGAAACCUCGUCUGCUGAAAUGCCCAAUACUUCCAGUGUGUGGGCUCAAAAUGUGAAGAAUGAGAAUAACUAACAGUAACCAGGGUGGAAUUAAAAUUUCUUGUCUUUAUUUCUUAGAACUUCUAACCUGUAUGGUACAAUGAAGUUAAUAAGUAUCUUUUGAUACAGUAGUCAUGGAAACUACAAAUUUGAGAGUUACUGGGGAGUUUGUGGGCAAUAGGAGUUUUGACUGAAAGAUUAAAUGGUUAGGACUGAUAGGUUGUUUUUGAAAUUUUGCAGCAUUUAGUUUAUACAUAGGCAUAGUUGUGAAUCUCAAAUUUUAAAAGAAGUGAUGAAUUUGUUUUAAUUUUUUUAUGACACAAAGGCAAGAAAGCAGCUUAGCAAAGUAGUCAUCAGAUAAUCUUUGUCCUAACUACUUCAGGCAAAAAAAAAAAAAGGUAAAUCUAAACUUUGGGACUAGAGAGCACUUUCAUAUUUUCAUAUUUAUUGAAAGCCAGGGCUUGGAGUAUGUCACAGUCUUAAUGGACAGCAGUUGAUAUCUAUAUUACUAUAUUCUGUGUUAGUUAAAAGAUUGGAGAAUAAAAUGUAGAACCCCUAGUUUGGUCAAGUGGAAAUAACCCCCAUUCAGUCUAGGCCAUAUGACAGGAAAAUAUGGGAAGGGAGGACAUAUAAGACAAUACUUUGAGAUCAUAUCUUGACUCUUCAAAUUUAAAAGAGCGUUCUCUCUCUCUCUCUCUCUCUCUCUCUCUCUCUCUCUCUCUCUCUCUCUCUCUCUUUCUCUUUCUCACUCUCUCACACACACACGCACACACACACACACAGCCUCUCUUACUACUUUCCUUUUACAAAUCUGUUUGGAUUUAAUGUAAGGGGAAUUAUUAGGGCAUAAAUUAUAGGGUACUUCUUUAGAAUGAUUUGAUAAGAGGUUGUUUUCUCUUAUUUUGGUUAACAGGAAUUUUUUUUUUUACAUUUUGAAAGCUCUUUGAAACAAUAGAAGUUGGAAGUUUAACUGUCUUUUAAAAUAAAGCUAAUAUUUUUCAAAAAAUGACCAAACACUAAAAGAAGGCACUCAUUACACAACAUAAUUUGUAUGCAUAUAACUUUCCACAUGGGAAAAUGAAUUUAAGAUUUUUUUACAGAAUAUUUGGAUUAAUCAUCUAUUUUUCCAUGAAUAUUCAGUUGCAUAUAUUUUACCUUUUACAUUUUUUAUUUUAUAUCUGAACUCUUUCUACCUUCAAGGGAUAGUAUGCCUUUUGUGUUUUUAAAACUGAUUUCAUAAAACAAUACUUUAUACUUCACUACUCAUCAGAAUACUUGGAUUGAUCUGAAAGAAUAAGCUAAAGAUCCUUAAGAGGACUAAUUUUACAAAAAUAAAAUAAAACUUUUCCAGAAAAAGAAA
Phascolarctos cinereus (koala) is the source of this 2826-nucleotide messenger RNA. It is a transcript of the gene KCTD18, whose product is annotated as potassium channel tetramerization domain containing 18. NCBI's taxonomy places the organism in Eukaryota, Metazoa, Chordata, Mammalia, Diprotodontia, Phascolarctidae. Gene Ontology annotation, biological process: protein homooligomerization. The record is from RefSeq and is a predicted model, not a curated record.